AUGACACCCAUGGUGCAUCUGUUGUUGCUCCCACUCCUGUUCAGCAUUGCUGGUGGGAAGGACCUGGAGGAAAAGAAGGGCCCAUUUGAGAACAAGGUGCUGAAUGUGCCAGAGGGGACACCAGUGCCAUAUCCCAUAUAUCAGUUUCAGGUGACCCAGCCAGGUGUGAAUAAUUUCAGGCUGAGUGGAGAAGGUAAGGACUACAUUCAUAUUUCAAAGGAUGGGUGGCUCUACCUGGAGAAGCCUCUGGACUGGUCUCAAGAUAACCAUUACGCGAUCAUGGUGGAGGCACUGGCAGAUGAAACGUUAGUGGAAGGUCCAGUUGAUGUGACCAUAAAUGUGUUGGACAUCAACAACAACGCUCCGUACUUCAACCAGAGUGAAUACACAGCUGUGGUUAAAGAAAACCAAGCAAAAGGUGUCCCAUUUACCCGUGUGUUUGCGCUGGAUCAGGACGACCCCGAGACUCCUAACGCUCAUCUGCGCUACAGCCUGGUCAGCCAGAUCCCCGCCAAACAACACGUCCUCCUGUUCCAGAUAGAUCCCAUCACAGGCGAGAUCUCCACCACAGAACAAGGGGAACAGAUGCUAAAGGCCAGACAGGGCAUCAUGUAUGGCAGGGAAGAAGAUCAGAGCAUUGACGCUCUGAAGACAAAGUUUAACGACUACUGUCCAGGCCAGACGGUCCCCUAUGAAAAAAACCCCUUCUUCACCUGUGUGGAGAGAGAAGAGAUGAGGAGGAGGAAUGUGGACCCUCUGGGGGACCCAGACUACACCCUGUAUGUGCGUGUGCAGGACCAGGGAGGAGAAUCAGAGACUGCGCUGAGUGGAAAUGCCAGAGUUCACAUUGUUGUGCAGCAAAACCUGUGGAUCAAUCCUGGACCCAUAAGGGUUCAAGAAAACUUGGCAGAAACUUAUCCUCUGAAAAUUGCACAGGUCCAGUCCAAUGACCCUGAUGCCAAGUACAGCUUAAUGCAGAAAGAGAGAAUGCUGAUAUUCCCCUUCCAGAUAACAGGAAAUGGAGAAAUACUCCUGAAUGAGCCGCUUGACAGAGAAGACCACGACAUGUACAUCCUUGUGGUAUUGGCAAUGGAUAGUGAUGGCAAAGAGGUGGAUCCGCCCAUGGAGAUUCAAGUCUUGGUGCAGGAUGUGAAUGACAAUUCACCAGUGUGUGAAAAUGAGGAGAGCAUAUUUGAGCUUCAGGAGAAUGAGCCAGUAGGCAGCCUGGUUGGAGAGCUGGUGGCCCAUGAUAAUGAUGAAGAAGGGACACUGAAUGCUCAGUUGACUUACGCCAUCUUGUCCCAAAAUCCACCCACCACACCCAAUGUCUUCUCCAUCGAUUCUGCUUCCGGAAGAAUUCAGGCAUUGCGCUCGCUGCAGCGAAAAGAACACCAGCUCUAUCACCUCAGUGUCAGAGUCAGCGACCCAGCUUUCACCACAGAUUGUAAGGUCGUCAUCAAGGUCAUUGAUGUCAACAACGAGAUGCCUUUGUUUGAGAAGAAUGAUUAUGGCAACCACACUCUAGCGGAGGACACCCCUGUUGGAAGCACAGUGGCGACCAUCAGAGCGACAGAUGCCGAUGACCCAGACAGCGGCAGCUCCCUUAUCGAGUUCCACAUCUCUGCUGGCAACGAUGAUGAGGUUUUUGCUGUGGAAACAGACGGCAAAGGCGUCGGCCAGCUGGUCAUAGCUAGGCCUUUGGACUUCGAGUCCUUUUCCACCUACAACCUCAAGAUUGAUGCUCGUAACCCAGAGCCGCUCAUGAAAGGCCUGGAGUACGGCAGUGAAUCCACAGCCGUCGUCUCUGUGUCUGUCACUGACAUAGACGAGGCCCCGGAGUUUAGCCUGGACAUCCUGGAUGUGACUGUGCAUGAAAACACCACCAAGGGAUCAGUGCUGCUCAAAGUGGAGGCAAAGGACCCAGAGGGCAAAGAGAUCGGUUUCAAGUUGGAUGGUGACACUCGUGGCUGGCUGCAGAUCGAUGCUGCCACAGGAGAGGUCAAGACCAAAGGAAAGCUGGACAGAGAGGCCGUGGAGACUUUCGAAGUCACUGUCACUGCAUUUGAGAAGGAAAACCCUGAGAAGUCUACUGAGCGUGUCAUGUCUGUGAGGCUGCUGGAUGUGAACGACAACGUCCCCAAACUGACAAAGACCCAGGCCUUCAUUUGCAUAAUGAAGCCCGAACCUGUCAUCCUCCAGGCCCAAGAUGGAGACAGCGCCCCCUUCUCCCAGCCCUUCACCUUCACCCUGGCCCACACCAAGAAGUCACCCAACUGGGAACUCGUCACUCUUGACGGCACAAGAGCUAAACUGAUGCUGAAGAAAAGACCAGCUGAGGAGAAAACCAUCACACUUCCCAUUAACAUUAAAGACAAUGUAGGCCUGGGAAUCACACAGCCGUUUGAGGUGAAAGUAUGUAACUGCACAGAGCUGGGCUACUGCUACAUGGCACCAGAACAGCGUAGCUUCAGUUACGGAACGGGAGCCACCAUCGGGAUCCUGGCUGGCACCAUGGGAUUCUGCGUUAUUAUAUUCAUCAUAACGAUCAAACAAAUUAAUAAAGGGAACAAGAAGAGGAAAGCCCAGACUGAUGAGGAAGAGAAGAAUGCCAUAAUGUAGAGACACACACAAAGUCAUUUACUUUAGCUUAUUUUAUUUUAUUUGCAAGAGAGCUUGAUAAAUAGGUGCUGUGCAUACUUAGUUAAACUGUCAUGCGGUCCCAUGCUAAUCAAACAUUAAUGCACCUUCCUGACUUAAUUUAUUAAGAUGUGAGUCCCAGAAUUUGGUUGUUUCAUUAGCAGUUUCAUCAUCUCACAUAAUUGAAUUAGUUUCUGGCCCAGAGCUUGUUUUGAUAUUGCCUUCUGCUUCAAUGUAACAGCCUACUGUUGAAUGUUAAGAAUAUCUUAAAGGUUAAGCAACAUCUUUAACCCAGAAUGUCACUGUUGUCACAGAAUAAUAAAUCAUGUGUUUUGUAAUGAACAAUCACUGCUCUGUUUCCAAAUAAACAAACUGGG
Messenger RNA from Seriola aureovittata, 3014 nucleotides. It is a transcript of the gene cdh17, whose product is annotated as cadherin 17, LI cadherin (liver-intestine). Gene Ontology annotation, biological process: homophilic cell-cell adhesion; calcium-dependent cell-cell adhesion; multicellular organism development. NCBI's taxonomy places the organism in Eukaryota, Metazoa, Chordata, Actinopteri, Carangiformes, Carangidae. The coding region runs from base 1 to 2619 and encodes 872 amino acids. Gene Ontology annotation, cellular component: adherens junction; plasma membrane; catenin complex. Gene Ontology annotation, molecular function: cadherin binding; calcium ion binding. The transcript has 18 exons. The record is from RefSeq and is a predicted model, not a curated record.